AUCACACUGUGUUUGUUUUGGUCGGGCAGGGCUCGCUCGCUCGUCGUCUGAUUCUAAUUAUUGCAAGACCCAGUUUAGCAUAAAUUCGCAUCGUUUGCGUGGCCAAGUCUUCCGACUCCAUGAUUUUCCUCCGCAUAAUGUGACAAAUUAAAAUAUAUGUACCGGACAGCUGGCUAAAGCAGACAUGAUGGAUGAAAACUGGGAGGAAGACAGUCUCCUUGUGUUCAACAGGGUGGACUCGGAUCAGGUCAUAUACCAGCGAGAGCCGAAAGGGGUGAAAAUGAUUGGACGCUAUGUUGUUGGCGAGGUUCUUGGAGAAGGCUCAUAUGGCAAAGUAAAAGAAGCCCUGGAUCAAGAAACAUUGACACGGAGGGCAAUAAAAAUACUGAAACGAAACAAGCUGAAACGAAUUCCAAACGGAGAAGCAAAUGUUCAAAGAGAAAUAAAACUAUUGUCUAGUCUGAAACAUCCCAACGUGAUAAGUUUAAUAGAAGUAAUGAAAAACGACGUCAAGGAUAAACUGUAUAUGGUUUUGGAAUUCUGCUUGUCGUCCCUGCAAUCACUUCUCGACUCUGUCCCUGAUAAGAAACUGCCGCUUUCACAAGCACACUACUAUUUCUGUCAAUUAAUAGACGGGCUCGAAUAUUUACACAGCCGUCGAAUCGUGCACAAAGAUCUGAAGCCUGGAAAUUUGCUCUUGACCAUGGAUGGCACUCUAAAAAUCUCAGACUUUGGAGUCGCUGAGGUUGUUGGGCUCUUUGACCCUGAAGACUCGUGUCAAGACGGCCAAGGCACCCCAGCAUUUCAACCCCCAGAAAUCGCCAAUGGCGUGAAUAAUUUCUCCGGAUUUAAGGUUGACAUUUGGGGUUCAGGCGUCAGUCUGUUCAACAUGUGCACAGGCCAAUACCCGUUCGAGGGAGACAACGUCUAUCGGCUGUACGAAGCCAUCGGGAGAGGAACCUUUACAAUGCCUUCCAACCUGGACCAACCUUUGGCCGAUCUUUUGUCAGGCCUUCUCUGUGCAGACCCCAACAAACGAUUCAACUUGAACCAGGUGCGUCACCAUCAGUGGAUCGUGCGGAAAUUGUCGAGAUGUGAACCAUGGGUGGAGUGUCCUGGAGACCGGGUUCACUCUAUGAGUGUUCUCCCAUACUUGCAUGAUCUUCACUACGGCCCUGAUCCUGAGCAACAGGACUUUUACACACAACGCCAGAUCAAUGAGGCAAAGCAGCUAGCUGAAGAGAACCGAGAUAAAGAGCUAAGAAACAACAAUACGAAGACAUCAUGUAUUUCAUCCAAAAAGUUUUCGUCGUGUAGACAGUCUUAAGUAAAGGACGCAAUUUUUUAUUCUGAUGUGCACACUUCCUGUCAUCAUAUGUGAUUAUUAUUUUCAGUGGGAUUAGAAUAACUUGAUUCAUAUAUGUUAAUAUUAAUUUACUUGUGACUAUCGCACUCAGUGUUUAAUGAUUAUUUAACUAAUUUUUUUCAUCCCACACCAGAUCAAAAAUGGCAUGGCUCUUAUAGAUAAAAAAAAUCGCAGAUGCAAGUGACGCGACUCGAUUUUUCAGUCAUUUUCUGCUGUUUCAAAGUGUGGUAAAAUUUGUACAAAAUAAAAAGUUACAAAAUA
Molecule: messenger RNA, 1627 nt
Organism: Cloeon dipterum
Lineage: Eukaryota; Metazoa; Arthropoda; Insecta; Ephemeroptera; Baetidae
Gene: Lkb1
Product: Lkb1 kinase
Exons: 8
Coding region: 185-1327 (380 amino acids)
Biological process (GO): glucose homeostasis; protein phosphorylation; regulation of cell growth
Cellular component (GO): cytoplasm
Molecular function (GO): protein serine/threonine kinase activity; ATP binding; protein kinase activator activity
Source: RefSeq, a predicted model, not a curated record